GCCACCAUUUUACCAAAAAAAAAAAAAGUUAACGCCACCACGUUUAGCUCUCCAAAGCUUUUGAAUCCCGAAAAUCAAACGAAAAAACGUCUUGAAACGUUUCUCUUACUGUCCACCAUGGCUAGAGCACAACAGCGAUACCGAGGUGUCCGCCAAAGGCAUUGGGGCUCUUGGGUCUCCGAAAUUCGUCAUCCUAUAUUGAAGACGAGAAUAUGGCUAGGAACAUUUGAGACGGCAGAGGAUGCAGCAAGAGCAUACGAUGAAGCAGCAAGGCUGAUGUGUGGGCCAAAAGCACGUACCAAUUUCCCAUACAAUCCCAAUGCGCCUCUCAACAAGCUUCUUUCAGCAACUUUGACAGCCAAGCUACACAAGUGUCAAACGGCCAAAAAACCUGUACAGAAGAAAGAGCCACAGUUUACUAUGAGUUCCCAUCAAAGCAGUGCCCAAACUGGUUUUGUAGAGGGUCAAGUGGAGACUAGUACUGAUAAUCAGCAAUUUAUGCUUCUUGAAGAUGACCAUAUAGAGCAAAUGAUUGAGGAGUUACUUUAUUAUGGCUCUAUUGAGGUUUGCAAUGUUAAUGUGCCAACAUAGGAGAGGGCUCUAAAAUUUAAAUGUGGCAUCUUCCAUUUCUUAUUGUUAGAGCCAACUUUUUGUUAUCUAUGCUAGAUUACCUUGUAAUAAUUAA
Quercus lobata is the source of this 685-nucleotide messenger RNA. RefSeq names its product ethylene-responsive transcription factor ERF003-like. Gene Ontology annotation, biological process: regulation of DNA-templated transcription. The coding region runs from base 118 to 591 and encodes 157 amino acids. The transcript has 2 exons. The record is from RefSeq and is a predicted model, not a curated record. Lineage: Eukaryota; Viridiplantae; Streptophyta; Magnoliopsida; Fagales; Fagaceae. Gene Ontology annotation, molecular function: DNA binding; DNA-binding transcription factor activity.